Fusarium sp. VM40 is the source of this 1464-nucleotide messenger RNA. NCBI's taxonomy places the organism in Eukaryota, Fungi, Ascomycota, Sordariomycetes, Hypocreales, Nectriaceae. The record is from the annotation of a GenBank genome assembly.
AUGGCCUCUACUGGGACCACAGAUAGUACUUCUGCCAAUACAGGCAAGAAUGAGCCCAAGAAAAUUAUCAUCAAUGCAUUUGACAUGUCAACCAUUGGACAUCUGUCUCCAGGCCAAUGGAAGAACCCAGCAGACAAGUCAGCAACCAAGCGUGAUCUUCAGUAUUGGAUCGAUCUGGCUAAGCUGCUUGAAAAGGGAGGCAUUAAUGCCCUCUUUCUUGCAGACACAUACGGUGGCUAUGACACUUAUGAAGGAAAGCUGGAUAACUGCAUUCGCCGCGCUGCUCAAUGGCCGAUGACUGAUCCAACUAUCCCGAUUAGUGCCAUGGCAGCUGUGACAAAGAAUCUUGGCUUUGCCAUCACCGCGUCAACUUCGUUUGAGCCUCCAUUCCUACUUGCAAAACGAUUUUCGUCGCUUGAUCAUUUCACCAAGGGAAGAAUUGGCUGGAAUAUUGUUACAAGCUGGAAGAAAGCGGCUUUCAAAGCAAUCGGAUUGGACAGCCCGAUUGCACAUGACGAGAGAUACGAGCAGGCUGAUGAGUAUCUGCGCGUUCUCUACAAACUUUGGGAAGGGUCUUGGGCAGACGAUGCUAUCUCCCCUGACCCAGAGAAUGACAGCUACGCGGACCCGGACAAGAUCAGAACUAUUCAUCACCAUGGAAAGUUCUUCGACCUGGACACUCGUCAUAUUGUUGACCCAUCACCUCAACGAACGCCAUUCCUCUUUCAAGCUGGCACUUCGACAGCUGGCCAGACCUUUGCUGCAACCCAUGCCGAGGGUAUCUUUGUCUCUUCUCAUUCACCAGCGAUUCUGAAGCCCAAGAUCCAAGCGAUUCGAGAGCAGGCUGCUAAACUAGGUAGAGAUCCUCAGUCUCUCAAAUUCUUUGCAACCUUCACGCCCAUCGUCGGCCGUACCGAUGAAGAAGCACAGGAGAAACUGGAGGAACUGAAGAAGUACGCCUCUACUAUUGGCGGUUUGGUACUGGUCAGCGGUUGGACAGGCAUUGACUUGUCGAGAAUCCCGCUUGAUCAGGAACUCACCUCUGCAGACUCACUUGAGCAGCAUAGGGUCCAGAGCCUUCUCGAUGCCUUCACCGUAACUAGUGAGCAUGUCCCAAAGUGGACACCCAGAGUGAUCGCGGAGAAAGCAGCUAUUGGAGGACUUGGGCCAGUUUCGGUUGGAAGCCCACAGACAGUUGCUGAUGAGAUGGAGCGUUGGAUCCAGGAAGGCGAUCUGGAUGGUUUCAAUGUUGGAUACGUUACUACUCCUGGCUCCUUUGAGGAUCUUGUCGAGCUGUUGAUUCCUGAACUCCGACGAAGAGGGCUAUAUCAUGACGUUUCAAGUGAAGAGAGCUAUACUCUGCGUGAGAAGGUUUAUAGCAAGGGUCAGGCCGGGCUGCGCGGUGAUCAUAUUGGGUCACAGUAUAAGUAUGAUGUAUUCAAGGAAGAAGAAUCGGAAGAAUAA